ACGUGCAAGGAAAAGGAAGUGAGAAUUUUGAAAGCCACAGCAGUUGCCAUCUAGCCACAUUUUCCUGAUCAAUAUUGAUGUUGCAACAAGCUUCUGUAAAUUCUGCUUCUAUAAAUAUACAAUGCGUCUUUAAAGUCCAUACUUUGAUCGCUCAUAAAGAACAAGCUGUCGUGCAUUGGGUGUCAUGUCACCCUGUAAUUGUAAGAGCUAGCUACUAACUAAUGCCUGUGCCUAGCGGCGACGGGUCGAAGAGCGUACACCUGUGCUAGCUAUCCAUCUAAUUUGUGAGAAUAUCCAGUAUACUAGUAGCUUGUUAGCACCCAACCCAAGGAAGGUACAUUUUGACAGAAUGCGAUGGGAAACUGCUGGGCUUAUUGUUCUGGAAUCUUCAGAAGAGAAGCGAACAGGAUACAACGAGGAGGCGGGUCAAAAUACUUUAGAAGCAGUACUACUGGGGAACAUUACACAAUAGAGUUUGAAAACCUUGUUGAGAGCGAUGAGGCGGAGAGCCCACAAAGCUGUCCCAGGCCUAUCAGUGAAGAUGAGAUCAUCCACCUCAAAGAGCACCGGUAUGCUGCAAUUUCCGAUCAGCAGACCUUGAUAGACAAGAAGUUGCAAGCAGAGUUAUUAGCACAAGAGGAGAAGUUAAGGCUAGAAGAGGAGGCUAGAAAUGCUGCCCAGCGUGAGGCCGCCAGGCUGGCAUGCGAGCGAAAGCUAAAGGAGCAACAGCUUGCACAACGGAAAAAAGGCAAGGCAGAAGGCAAAAGUGGCGCAGCCCAUCCAAGAAAGCAUGGCUCAGUUAAAGACUUUGAUGUCUACCUACAGAAUGUGAAAGUCACGUCGGAAGCCUUCAGGAGCAGCAGGCUGUCUUCUGAGACUAAUGUGAUCACUCCCAACACGGAGAGCAGCUGGGACUUCAACACCAAGACCCGCUCCACCAACGAUGACGGAACCUCACUGGACCUGGAGUGGGAGGACGAGGAAGGGAUGAACCAGGCGGUCCCAGUGUGGGAGAGGUCUAAAACCGAGGAGGACAUACUCCGAGCGGCACUCCGGCCGGGUGGGAAGCAGACGACCAGCGGUCCGGCCUCCGCCUCGGAGGAAUCCAACGCCCUGGAGUGGGAGAACGACUUUGUGAGCGCGCACGGCGAGGAUAAUGCUGAGGAGAAUGCAGAGGACUCUGAAUACGAGUGCUUUGUCAACCCCGUCAUGGAUAUGGACACCCCAUCUGAGGAAACACCACCAGUAGAGAUCACUGCACCGGAGACUGUGGAGAGAUAGUCCUCAUCGCCGGGGGAACCAGAGUAAAAUCCUAGCAUUAGCACACAUUUUUGUUCGUUUGUCCUCAUUGGCUGGGGGACCAGUUUUGAUUUGACAAUCUUCUCUUGUGUUAAUUAAGCCUUAGUUGGAGUGACAACAUUUUCAUGUCAUCCAGUGCAUCAUUGAAUCAAGUGCAAUUUGCAGAUCUAGUUUGGAGUGAUAGUGAUUGGGUUUUUAUUUGUGAGAGGGCUACAGUGUCUUCACAGUUAAAAUGAACAGAAAACAUAUAGGGACACAUACAAUAAAAGCAACAACUUUC
This is a messenger RNA of Coregonus clupeaformis (lake whitefish), 1579 nucleotides long. RefSeq names its product AP-1 complex-associated regulatory protein. Gene Ontology annotation, molecular function: AP-1 adaptor complex binding. Bases 355 to 1281 code for a protein of 308 amino acids. Gene Ontology annotation, biological process: regulation of Arp2/3 complex-mediated actin nucleation; negative regulation of substrate adhesion-dependent cell spreading; negative regulation of cell motility. NCBI's taxonomy places the organism in Eukaryota, Metazoa, Chordata, Actinopteri, Salmoniformes, Salmonidae. The record is from RefSeq and is a predicted model, not a curated record. The transcript is spliced from 10 exons.